This is a messenger RNA of Symbiodinium natans, 1062 nucleotides long. Lineage: Eukaryota; Dinophyceae; Suessiales; Symbiodiniaceae. The record is from the annotation of a GenBank genome assembly.
AUGCCUAUCGCCGAUGACAAGGUCGUGUGUGAAAUUGUGGCGGCCGUGGUCCUGCGAGCGCUGCCAAGAAGGCUGGUGCCCGCACGAAGCUUCAUGUCCGCCAGCUUCCAAAUCGCACAGUCGCUCAUCGAUGCCUGGUUGGCUGCGUGUGACUCAUCAUUCAGCGCACCUCUUAGCGCUGAUGCCUUGAAAGGCCGGCUGUGCAGUUUGGUUGGCACCACCUGUACCACCGCUUGGUGGGAUGAUGCCUCAGAACGACUGAAGGGCACAAGCCCGACUCUGCCGCUGCAAAGAAAGCUGGCAGAGGUGCUGAAGCGUGGUCGUGGCCUGCGCAGCGUCCCGGUGCCUGCCAAAGACAGCGGCGCUGGGGGAGAGGCAUGGCCCGAGCGAGGAGCGGCGUGGGUGCUCGUGGCUCUGGAGGACGUCGUGGGCUCCGUUGCUUCGCAUUCAGCCCGAAAGGCUGCGGCAGCUGCAGCUGCGGCGGCAGGGCGUCCGUCUACAGCGGGAUCCCGGCCGGGCACCGCGCAGCGGCCGGUCACUGGCACUCAAGGAGGCCGUCAUCAGUUCCAGCCGCCCACGAGACUUCACGAAGGUGCGGGGCCGUCCAAGCUCGUGGAGCGCCUCCGGCUCCUGGCCAUCAAGCAUUUCGUCGCCGCCGCCAAAGCAGAUGACGAUCUGCAGAACUGCCCAUUGGUGGCCACCUGCCUAGCAGACGUCGCCAUGGGCUUGGCACCCCACGUGGACAGUGACGAUCUGAUGGCGCAGCCCGAGUACCGUGAGCGAUUGGUAGCUUGGGCCGCUCAGGAAUGCCAGAAUCAGAGCGAUCCGUCUGCUAUUCAGAAAGCGAUCCAAGAGGCAAUGAAGGUCACCCCCGCGGCAGCUGCAGCGAAAGGUCAGCUUGCGCCGGCCAAAGGGCCCAGCGCCGCUGCAAGUCGCUCGCAACCUUCAGGUUCCGCACGUGCUGGCAGCUGGCUGCCAAAGGUCUUUGUGCGAGAGUUUAAUGCGGAGGGCGAUGAGGUGGAGCCAGACUCUGGUGAAGACGUGGAUGCUGCAGGCCUUUAA